Messenger RNA from Cutaneotrichosporon cavernicola, 459 nucleotides. RefSeq lists its product as uncharacterized. The coding region runs from base 1 to 459 and encodes 152 amino acids. The record is from RefSeq and is a predicted model, not a curated record. The transcript has 9 exons. Lineage: Eukaryota; Fungi; Basidiomycota; Tremellomycetes; Trichosporonales; Trichosporonaceae.
AUGCCGUGGCAGAAAACCUUCCGCCUCCCGCACUACACGAAGGGCAUGCACCUUGUGACGCGCGACGUCGUGCGCGAGUGCGAGGAAGGUCUGCGCGGCGUCGAAGUGGGCAUCUUUACCCUCAACUGCCUGCACACGAGUGCGGGUUUGACUGUCAACGAGAACGCAGACCCCUCGGUGCGAACUGAUAUGGACAUGGCUCUGGACCGGAUCGUACCAGAGUCUUUCCCCUGGGAACAUACCGAUGAGGGGCCCGACGACUCGGUGUCGCAUCUCAAGACAUCUCUUGUUGGUAACUCGAUUACACUGCCCAUUUCACGUGGCAAGCUCGUGCUCGGAACUUGGCAGGGGUUGGCCGUGAAUGCCCAGGCUCUCCACCACCGAGUGGGGCUGAGCACGGAGCACAGGUUCCGCUCUCCGCAGCAGCUCGUUAGCUGGAUCAUCGUCUCCCGGAGCUAA